Molecule: messenger RNA, 954 nt
Organism: Phoenix dactylifera (date palm)
Lineage: Eukaryota; Viridiplantae; Streptophyta; Magnoliopsida; Arecales; Arecaceae
Source: RefSeq, a predicted model, not a curated record
CUCCAUAACCUCUUCUUUUCCAAGCCUCAACCAUUAUAAACCCAUCCAUCCCCUUCUCUUCUCUCUUUCCAUCGUAUCUUUCUCUCCUGUUUGAAGUAAUCGAAUUAAGCAAUCAAAUAAGAUGAGGAUGAUAGACUUGGGCAGCUACGGCGGGCCUCUUGGCAUCAUCGACACGUCGACCGCCGUCGACUGCAGCAAGGAUGUGCGCUUCCGCCGCUCCUUUCGCUCCCUCGUCGAGUGCAUGGUCCCCUGCUGCGGCUUCCAGCCUGCCGCCGCCGCCGACGACGACUCCGACGCCUCUACCACCACCACCUCCACCUCCACCGUCACCGGCACCUUCUUCGGGUACCGCCGCGGCCGUGUCAGCUUCUGCCUCCACGACGACUCCUCCUCCUCCCGCGCCGCCGCGCCGCUCCUCCUCCUCGAAUUCGCCGUCCCCACCGCCUACCUUGCCCGGGAGAUGCAGCACGGGCUCCUCCGCAUCGCGCUCGAAUGCGAUCGCGAUCGCGGUCGCGCCCGGCCAGCCUCGCUGUUCGGCGUGCCGGCCUGGUCCAUGUACUGCAACGGCCGGAAGGUGGGGUUCGCCGUCCGGCGGCAGAUGAGCGAGGGCGAUGCUGCGGUGUUUAAGCUCAUGCAGUCGAUGUCGGUGGGCGCCGGAGUUCUCCCCGGCGAGUCCAAGUCCGGCGACGGAGACCUCAUGUACCUGCGAGCGAGUUUCGAACGGGUCAUUGGCUCGGUGGACUCGGAGUCGUUUCAUAUGAUAAACCCGGUGGGGAGCACCGGGCAGCAGUUAAGUAUAUUUCUCUUAAGAACGUAAUUAAGUUUGUGAGCUAAUCAUGGCUAAUGGAAGCGCAAGCCGCGUAUUUUGUACUCAGACCAGAUGGUUAAGUGGAUGGCGGUGUCAACCUUGUACUAUAUUGGUAAUAGAAAAUUUUUAGCUUAUUUUUUUCUUUU